Messenger RNA from Anopheles funestus (African malaria mosquito), 3792 nucleotides. It is a transcript of the gene eIF3a, whose product is annotated as eukaryotic translation initiation factor 3 subunit A. Gene Ontology annotation, cellular component: eukaryotic translation initiation factor 3 complex, eIF3m; multi-eIF complex; eukaryotic translation initiation factor 3 complex, eIF3e. Bases 173 to 3580 code for a protein of 1135 amino acids. The transcript has 3 exons. Gene Ontology annotation, molecular function: mRNA binding; translation initiation factor activity. NCBI's taxonomy places the organism in Eukaryota, Metazoa, Arthropoda, Insecta, Diptera, Culicidae. Gene Ontology annotation, biological process: formation of cytoplasmic translation initiation complex; translation reinitiation. The record is from RefSeq and is a predicted model, not a curated record.
UUGCUUUGCUUUUUUCCUUUCGCGAUUUGUCAAAAAACGCGAUCUAUACGGUGUGGCCGUACGGUCUGUAACUUUCGCCGUAAAAAAAGAGUUUUAUCCCAUUUUCACUUGCCCAAAAAGUGUAUGAACAUCGACCCAAAGUGAGCAGCAAGCAAGUGCAACCGAAAUCACCAUGUCUCGCUACGUGCAACGUCCGGAAAACGCUCUGAAAAGAGCGAACGAAUUCAUCGAUGUUGGCAAGAAGGCUCGUGCCCUGGACACCCUUCAGGAGGUGUUCCGGGCGAAGAAAUGGAACUACAAUUGGUCGGAAUCGGUCAUCGAACCGGUGAUGUUCAAGUAUCUGGAUCUGUGCGUCGAGCUGAAGAAGUCGCACAUCGCCAAGGAGGGCCUGUUCCAGUACCGGAACAUGUUCCAGCUGGUAAACGUUGGCUCGCUAGAAAAUGUGAUUCGCGGCUACCUGAAGAUGGCUGAAGAGCGCACGGAACAGGCGCAGCAGCAAUCUUCCCAGGCCAUCCUCGACAUCGACGAUCUGGACAAUCUGGCAACGCCCGAAUCGAUUCUGAUGAGUGCGGUGUGCGGUGAGGACGCGCAGGACCGUUCCGACCGUACGAUCCUUUUGCCGUGGGUAAAGUUUCUAUGGGAAAGUUACUGCCAGUGUUUAGAGUUGCUGAAGGUGAAUUCGCACUGCGAAACGCUGUACCAUGACAUCGCGCGAAUGGCUUUCCAGUUCUGUCUCAAGUACAAUCGCAAGAUGGAAUUCCGCAAACUGUGCGAGAAGCUGCGCAAGCAUCUGGAGGACAUUAGCAAGGUGUCAUCGCAGACGGCAAACGUGAGCAUCUCGAAGCCGGAAACGCAGCAGCUCAAUUUGGAGACGCGCCUGCAUCAGCUCGAUUCGGCCAUCCAGAUGGAACUGUGGCUGGAGGCGUAUAAGGCAAUCGAGGACAUCCACGGGCUGAUGGCAAUGUCGAAGAAGACGCCACUGCCGAAAACAAUGGCACUGUACUACACGAAGCUGGCAAUGGUAUUCUGGAAGGCGGGCAAUCAGCUGUUCCAUGCAUCGGCACUGCUGAAACUGUUCCAGCUGUCGCGUGAUAUGAAGAAGAACGUAACCGCGGAUGAAAUCCAGCGCAUGACGACGCAUGUUCUGAUUGCUACGUUGGCUAUUCCACUGCCCUCGGCUCAUCCGGAGUUUGAUCGAUUCAUCGAAACGGACAAGAGUCCAAUGGAAAAGGCCCAGCGGCUGGCGUUCCUGCUCGGUCUGCAACAAUCACCCUCUAGGGCACUUUUGCUCAAGGAGCUCAUCCGGUUGAAUGUUCUGCAGCUAGCUGCACCCCAAUUCCGCCAUCUCUACCAGCUGCUGGAGGUGGAAUUUGAUCCACUGAACCUGUGCGAUCAGGUGCAAAAGAUCGUGGAUGAGAUUGAGGCGGAUGCGACCUCGGUGUACGGUCAGUACGUGCAGGCCUUGAAGGACGUUACGUUGGUGCGGUUGGUGCGCCAAAUUUCGCAAGUAUACCAGACAAUCGAGUUCCCGCGGCUGCUGGAAUUGGCGAAGUUUGCCGAUUACCAUCAUCUGGAGCGUAUUCUAGUUGACUGCGUGCGUCACAAUGAUAUGCAGAUAACGAUUGAUCAUCGCAAUGGGUGCGUACAUUUCGGUACGGAUCUGUCGGAGAGCCAGCGCGAGGAUCAUCCGGACGGGCCGACACUUCAAUCCAUGCCAUCGGAGCAAAUCCGUUCGCAGCUGGUCAAUAUGUCGGUUGUGUUGCAUAGAGCCAUUGCUACGAUCGAUCCGAACCGCAAGAAGGAAGAGAGGGAAAGAUUGCGCACACAGAUGGUGCACCAGUACGAGGAAAACGCAGACAAGGAGCACCAGCGCAUUUUGCAGCGACAGAAGAAGAUCGAAGAUCGCAAGGAAUACAUCGAACGGAUGAAUCAGGAGCGCGAGGAGGAAGAGCUGCGCCUGCAGGAAGAGCAGGCCCGUAUGUUGAAGCUGGCCGAACAGCGCCGGUUGGAGGCGGAGAACGAGGAGCGAGAGCGCAAGCGGCAUGAAAACGAACUGCAGAUGAUGAAGGAGCGCAACAUGAAGGAAAAGAUCGAGCAGAUCAAGCAGACCGCUACCGGACAGAAGCUGCUGAAGAAGCUGGACGAGGAAGAGAUCCGCAAGCUGAACACGGAAGAGAUUGCGGCUCGCGAAGCGGAGGAGCGACUGAAAGAGCGCAAGGCGCAUGAUAACAACUUGAAGACGCAGGAAAAGAAAAUCGAUUACUUCGAGCGUGCCAAGCGGCUGGAGGAGAUUCCGCUCAUUGAGAAGUAUCUGCAGGACCGUUCGGUGCAGGACAAAGAGUUCUGGGAGAAGCAGGAAGCGUCCCGUAUUGAGGCGGCCAUUGCCGAGCGCAAGAAUGCGGAAGCGUGCCAGGAACGGUUGAAGCGAAUGUUGCCGGAUCGCGAUGUGUACUGGCAGCAGCUGAAGAACGAGCGUGGCAAUCAGUUUGCCGAGAAGCUGAAGCAGUUCAAUCUGGCGCUGGAGGAGGAAUGUAAGCGUCGACUGGCGGAUCGUAUUGUCAAGCGUCGCGAAGAGCGCCGCAUGAAGUGGUUGAAGGAGAAGGAGGAAGAACGGCGUCGUAUUGAGGAAGAAAUUCGCAAGCAGAAGGAAGAGGCAGAUCGCAUUGAGCGUGAACGCCGUGCCGAGGAGAGACGUAUUGCGGACGAAAAGAACCGGCAGCUGGCAGAGAAGCAGCUGGCCAUUGCUGAGGAGGUGGAGCGCCGAAGGAAAGAGGAGCUCGAACAGAUGAAGGAGGCGGAUGGUCGCCGUGACCGGCGUGCUGGCGCUGGUGGUGCAAGUGAACCGAAACCUGAUGAAAACUGGCGUAGAGGACCAGCGGCCGCUACCACCAAUCCCGCCACUAGUAGUGAGGAACCGAAAAAGAAUGUCUGGCAGACAUCGGGUCGAUAUGGACCGGGAACCCGCGAACGAGCUCCUGAGACGGGCGCUAAAGAUAAAUGGCGUGCUGCACCGGAAGAUCACGAGAAGGAUGCAGGAGCACGCGACGGUGGUGCCAUGCGUCGUGGCGGUGAGAUGCGUCGUGGACAGGACGAUCGUGGACCUAUCCGGCGUGGUGGUGGUGCUGGUGGUGAUGACCGCGGUGAGCGUGAGGAUCGUGGACCAAUUCGUCGUGGUGGCGGUGGUAGUGGUGCUCCACCAGCCGCUGGAGGUCCGCGCCGUGGUGAUGAUCGUCCGGGCGGUGGCUUCAAUCGUGACCGUCGUGAUGAUCGCCGUGAUGAUCGACGUGAUGAUCGUCGUGAUGACCGGCGUGAUGAUCGCCGUGAUGAUCGUGGUCCACGGGGCGGUGAUCGUGAUAACAAUUGGCGCCGCGGUCCAACCGAAAACAGCGAUGAAAACCGAAGAGGUCCGGGACCGCGGGAUGAAGGACGACAGGACACCUGGCGCAAUCCACGUCAAGAGGCUGCACCUAAACCGAAGGAAGAACGACCACAGCGUGAACCUCGCCCUCAGGAAAAUGUACCCCCACGCAGUAACGCAGGCCCCGAUGAGGAAGGUUGGACGGAUGUGAAACACCGUUAAUGUUAAGAUGUGCUACGAUCCCGGUCUUCUACAACGGAUGCUGUCUGCGGCUAAAGUUGCACUUGAUUCACGGACAGAUCUGAAUGCUUUUUUCUGUAUCCUUUGUAGCAAGGAAGGUAACAUAGGAGAACGGAGAGAAAGAGAUCGAGAGUGACAUGCUAUGCUUAGGUAACUUCACAAUAAAAUAUAAUUACUCAUAUGGGAAAUAAUAA